Molecule: messenger RNA, 225 nt
Organism: Cetraspora pellucida
Lineage: Eukaryota; Fungi; Glomeromycota; Glomeromycetes; Diversisporales; Gigasporaceae
Source: the annotation of a GenBank genome assembly
AUGUAUUUGUCUGAUGUUAAAAGUGUUCCUAUAGAGGAAACUGUGAAAAAAGAAGAAAACAAUCUUAAACAAAUGUUGGUGUAUGUUCACAAAAUAAACACUGAAAGUGCUUCUUCAAUUAAGCAAAUUCUCUACUAUGCUGCCUCUAGUAUGCACAGUUUUAUAAAGAAUGAAAUUAAAAAGUUAAAAGUGAAAGGUUUAGUCAAAGAAAAUACUAGACUAUAA